CCAUAUACAUAAAUGCUGAUGUUGAUACGCCAAAUGGUCACAUGAAGAGGAAUGGUUCUAGUUAUGCUUUUUAUCGGAGCAAUGCAGCAGGUUACUCGUGGAUUCAAAGUAGAGAAAGGUGCACAAAGGCCGGAUGUGACCUUGUUUCCAUUGAAACUUACGAUGAAUGGGAAUUUUUGAAGAACGCCACUGCUGAUAAAAAGUGGCAAACCGGUGAAUACUUUAUAGGCUUGAGGAAAGAUAGAUCAUCCCGAAAGUGGCGAUGGGUUAGUGAUAACAGCACAGUGAACGCAUCUCGUGGAACUUGGCCAUGGGCAAAACAACAACCCAGCAAUGACUCAGAACCAGAGAACUGCGUGCAAAUGUACAAAGAUUAUCGAAAGGAUUAUGGGCUCUACAAUGAUAUAAGCUGCACAAAAGAAAUGAAAAUAACAGGAUACAUAUGCGAGGGGACUAAUGGAUGUUACGUUAAUAGACCUAAUAGGAAGAGGACUGUAACGUCUACGAUUACUUCUGCACGAGGAUCCACCACUGGAUCCCAAGUAUUAGAAACUUCAGGGAUUAAGGAGAUGCCCAAAACUACGCUGAUAACUCAUACAUUUCCAUAUUCUAAAGAAACAUCACCGACAGCACAAAACCGAUCCACGUUUUAUGUUUCCACAAAAGGUGUAACUUCAUCGUGGAUAACGUCCUGGAAUACAAACAAUGAAUCUCCACUGGGAAAAGAUGUCGAUGUUACCAAGCCCAACGUGGUGGUUAUUGUGAUAGUGCUACUUGCCAUUUUCAUUCUGGGCCUUAUAGCAGUGUUCGGAUUAUUGUUUUUUCGGCGACAUCGGAAGCAAGAUAUAAAAUACAAAGAUCGUGUAACUUGCUCCAAGGAGAUGCCUUCGACCUCCGAACGGCAAUCGAUCGAUGAUCCUGUACUUGUUCAUCAAACACAGAGCUCCGCUGAGCUUACCGUACACCUGACCCUUUCACGAACGGAAUCUGAGUUGGCCACCUACGAAACAGCUAGCGACUGCCAAAAAGAAUGUCAGGUUGAUAACAUUGAUAAGGCUAAGUCAAUGUCAGUGGGUGGAGGGCAUUCAGAUUUUCAGGAACAAGCACGAGACAACACAGCGUUGGUCAGUGGCGAGAGAGGAAUAAAGCAGCCACCCAUAUUAUGCAGUGAAAAAGAAGAAAGCAAGGAUCAUGUUUAUGCUGUUGUUCACAAAGACAGAAAAGGCACAGCCAGCUUAGGGGAGCGAGACACAGCUACGGAGAGCGAGACACUUCAGACUGGUGGGAACACUGAGUACUUGUACACAGCUGUUGACAAGACAGUCAAGAAGAAGAAACCGCCACAGAUGCCCCCUCCCUACCGCGGUCUUGUGUACGCAGAUCUGGUCCUCUCCCGAGAAAACAGCGCCAAGUUUGUCAAAGAACAGACCCAGACAGUAUACGCCCAAAUCGAUCAUGUCAAGACAGCAAAUGUGAAGAUAUUAGAGCAGAAUCUGGAGGAAACAAAGGAAGGGGAGCAUUGGUGAACUCGGCUCGUUUCCAAUCC
Stylophora pistillata is the source of this 1546-nucleotide messenger RNA. RefSeq lists its product as uncharacterized. Gene Ontology annotation, biological process: biological process involved in interspecies interaction between organisms. NCBI's taxonomy places the organism in Eukaryota, Metazoa, Cnidaria, Anthozoa, Scleractinia, Pocilloporidae. The record is from RefSeq and is a predicted model, not a curated record.